AUGGAAGAAAAUUCUCUGCUGUUAUCCACAAGAAUGAACUCUUCCGAAGAGGUCUCUUUAAAUCAUGAUCAUUAUGAAAAUUACAAUGGAAUUGCAUCAAAUAAUCAUCACGAUGAAGGAAACUUUUCAUCAUCGGAAGCAAAUAUUAACGGUGAUGAAAAGUUUAUAAGUGUUGAUGAUGCCAUUGAAUGGAUGGGAGUUGGAAAAUUUCAAAUUAUCUUGUUGUUUGUGUGUGGAAUUGCUUGGAUGGCUGAUGCAUGUGAAAUUAUGUUAUUGAGCUUUAUAAUGCCUGCUGUGAGGGAUAUUUGGAAUUUGGGAUCGGCUGAAGAGGCAACGAUUGGUGGCAUUGUGUUUGCUGGCAUGUUGAUUGGUUCAUCAUUUUGGGGAUUUAUUUGUGACAGAUUUGGAAGAAAGAUUGGUAUUGUGGCAAUUUUUACAAUUUGUUCGAUAUUUGGAUUAGGAAGUGCAUUCUGUCCUAAUUUCUGGUCAUUGGUAGUGGUUAGAUUCUUUGUUGGAUUUGGAGUUGGUGGAAGUCAUGCCCCAUUUUCAUUAUUUACUGAAUUCUUGCCAAACAAAUCGAGAGGUUUCUUCUUAUUAUUGAUUGAAGUUUUCUGGACUGUGGGAACUGUGUUGACCUCAGUGAUGGCUUUGGUAUUCUUGGGAUUUCCUGAAAUAUUUGGAGAUUAUGGUUGGAGAUAUCUUGUUGGAGUCAGUUGUUUACCAAACGUAAUCAUGUUAUUUUUCGUUCCAUUUCUUCCAGAAUCACCUCGAGUUUUGGUAUUGAAAGGAAAUGUUGAAAAGGCAGAACGAGUUUUCAAACGUCUUGCUUGGUGGAAUAAUCGACCAAUGUUUGAAGGAAAAUUGAAAGUUGAUGAAAAUGCAACCAAGAAGAAGGGAGGAUCUAUCUUACUCUUUUUCACAAAACCAUUGUGGUUCAGUAGUCUUCUCAUUUUAAUCUUGUGGUUUAUUGGUGCAUUGGCUUAUUAUGGAGUUGUGGUCAUUACUCCAAAUUAUUUUGGAAACAAUACUAGCAAGCUCUCUGUCUACAUUAAUACCAUUAUUGUUUCUGGAGCUGAGUUACCAGGAUUAUUAUUUGCCUAUUCUGUAAUUAACACAUUUGGAAGAAAGAAGACAAUUAGUUUACUUUUCCUUUCGACUGGUUUAUUCCUAGGAUGUUUAGCCAUUCCAACAGAAACCUGGUUAUUAACCAUCUAUGCAGUUGGUGCAAGAGCUUCAAUUAUGGGUGCAACUUGUGCUCUUUGGGUCUAUACUCCUGAGGCUUUCCCGACCAAUAUUCGAUCUCUUGGAACAGGAAUGGCAAGUGCAAGUUCAAGAAUUGCAGCUAUUGCCACUCCAUACAUUGCAACCAUGCUGUCAAAAAUCAAUCCAGUCAUUCCAGUAGCUAUUUAUGGUGGCUCAUGUCUGAUUGCUUUCGUCAUGGGACAUAUUUUGCCAUACGAAACAAAUGGCAAAUCAUUGGCUAAUGAUGUAAGUGAGCUGGUGAAUUACUCAACCAAGAGAAGAAAAAAGACUGAAAAAAGCAUAACUGAUAAUUAA
Molecule: messenger RNA, 1557 nt
Organism: Naegleria gruberi
Lineage: Eukaryota; Heterolobosea; Eutetramitea; Acrasida; Naegleriidae
Exons: 7
Coding region: 1-1557 (518 amino acids)
Biological process (GO): transmembrane transport
Cellular component (GO): membrane
Molecular function (GO): transmembrane transporter activity
Source: RefSeq, a predicted model, not a curated record